Messenger RNA from Sporothrix schenckii 1099-18, 1746 nucleotides. RefSeq names its product MFS transporter, SP family, general alpha glucoside:H+ symporter. Gene Ontology annotation, cellular component: membrane. The coding region runs from base 1 to 1746 and encodes 581 amino acids. The transcript has a single exon. The record is from RefSeq and is a predicted model, not a curated record. Gene Ontology annotation, biological process: transmembrane transport; carbohydrate transport. Gene Ontology annotation, molecular function: carbohydrate:proton symporter activity. NCBI's taxonomy places the organism in Eukaryota, Fungi, Ascomycota, Sordariomycetes, Ophiostomatales, Ophiostomataceae.
AUGUCGACCAAGGUCACGCACGCUGAACACUGCGAGAUGGCCGAACCCACCGACUCACCGCCGCCGCCGGUCCCUGCGUCCGCUGCUGCAUCGGCUGCCAACCCCGGCAACGGCAUCGGCAUCGACGACCAUGCCCUGCUGCGCAUGGCCGCGACCGUGCCCGACCUGCCCGAACUGGUGCAGGGCGCCCAGCGCGCCGCCGCGUUCGAGCACGCGCUGACGCUCACGGCGGCCGUGCGCGUGUACGGCCGGGCCAUGCUGUUCAGCAUGAUCAUGUCGCUGGCCAUCAUCAUGGAGGGCUACGACACCAGCCUGCUGUCGAGCUUCUACGGGUACCCGGCGUUCCAGAAGCGCUUCGGGCAGCCGCUGGCGGACGGGUCGUCGUACCAGAUCUCGGCCCGGUGGCAGUCCGGGCUGGCCAACGGCAGCCAGGUCGGCCAGAUUCUGGGCCUCGUGGCGUCGGGCCUGCUGGCGGACCGGUUCGGGUACCGCGCGACGAUCCUGGGCGCGCUGGCGCUCAUGGUCGCCUUUAUCUUCGUCCUCGUCUUCGCGCAGAACGUGGGCAUGCUGUUUGCCGGGUCCGUGCUCUGCGGCCUGCCCUGGGGCGCGUUCCAGACGCUGACGACGACGUACGCGGCCGACGUGAGCCCGACCGUGCUGCGGCCCUACCUGACGACCUACGUCAACCUCUGCUGGGUCGUGGGCCAGCUGGUCGCCAUCGGCGUCGUCCGCGGCCUGCUGGGCCGCGCCGACGACUGGUCCUGGCGCAUCCCCUACGCCGUCCAGUGGGUGUGGCCGGUGCCCAUCAUCGUGGCCGUGGUCCUGGCGCCCGAGUCGCCCUGGUGGCUGGUCCGCCAGGGCCGCCUCGACGACGCCAAAGCGGCGCUGCGACGGCUGUCCGCCCACCCGGCCGCCCGCAUCGACGACGCCCUCGCCCUCAUUGUCCUCACCAACGAGCAGGAAAAGCUCCACGGCGCGGGCGUGUCCUACUGGGACUGCGUCCGCGGGACCGACCGCCGGCGCACCGAGAUCGCCUGCGCCGCCUGGGUCGUCCAGGUCUCGUGCGGCAUCUACUUUGCCUUCAACAUUGUCUACUUCCUCGAGCAGGCCGGCUUCGCCCCCGACAAGGCCUUUGACUUUGGCGUCGGCAUCAACGCCGUCGGCUUCGUCGGCACGCUGCUGUCCUGGUGGGUCAUGCGCUACGUCGGCCGCCGCACCCUGUACAUUGGGGGCCUGUCGGCCCUCUGUGUCCUCCUGCUGGCCGUCGGCUUCCUCGCCAUUCCCUCGUUUGCAGCCGGCACGCCGCAGUACAGCGCCAUUGGCUAUGCGUCGGGUGCGCUGCUCGUCGUCUGGAUCUUUGUCUACGACAUGUCGGUCGGCCCCGUCUGCUACUCCAUUGUCGCCGAGAUCCCGUCCACCCGCCUGCGCAUCAAGACCGUCGUCCUCGCCCGCACCUGCUACAACAUCGUCGCCAUCGGUGUCAUCUUUUUGAACCCGGCCAUCCUCAACCCCACCGCGUGGGACCUCAAGGGCAAGGGCGGCUUCAUCUGGGGCGGCAUCUGCUUUGUCGGUCUGGUCUGGACCUAUUUCCGCCUGCCGGAGCCAAGAGGGCGCACGCCCGCCGAACUCGACGUCUUGUUCGAGCAGAACGUCUCGGCCCGCAAGUUUGCCGCCACCAAGGUCGAUCUAUUCCUCGACGGGCACCACAUGGACGUGCUCGACAAGGCGGCCGAGGCGCAGAUGUAG